Molecule: messenger RNA, 886 nt
Organism: Desarmillaria tabescens
Lineage: Eukaryota; Fungi; Basidiomycota; Agaricomycetes; Agaricales; Physalacriaceae
Exons: 5
Coding region: 196-768 (190 amino acids)
Source: RefSeq, a predicted model, not a curated record
UGUUAGUGGCGAGCUGGUAUAAUAGGUAUAGGCCUAUUGGUACCCUUGCACGCGGAGGACUGCACGCGUUCCUCUGAAUGAUUUCGCAUUGGUGGUCUUCUCAUACGUCCAAGGCUAUCGCAUACCCUUUCCUCAGCAGGAAAUGACUCGUAAUCCAAGUUGACCGGGUUUUUUUUCGCGUACCACCUCGAUUUUAUGCAGUGCGUUAUUCUGCCUGCCUUUCAGUUUGUUCUUGUUCUAACGUCGUCCCUACAAAACUGCUGCCUUCUGUGUUCAUAUACGACGCAAGGUACGCCAGAGGCUGUGGCUUACUGGCAUAUGCAUUUAGGGAUUGACGUGCUCUGGUUUGCCUUGCUCUUUGUCUUUACCUUGGUAUCAUCAGUAAAGCUUAAAGAUCCAUCGACCAGUCUUUCAACGUCAACAACCAGUACGCCAUCACCAACAACGUCGAUUUCAGCUUCGGAUCUCUCAGCCUCGAUCUGUCUCAGAGCCCUGCUCAGUGCUUUUUCGGUCGGUUGUUGGUUUAAAUUCCCGCACCAAAGGACUCUUGCUUGGAUGGGAAAACGAUUCAGUUCUUGGAUAUCUUCAACAUCAACAAUGUCUACGCUCAGACGAACACUCGGCACCUUCUACGUCUUGGAACCCGUCAGCCAGUUGGGGUCUACUAGUCGGAGUGGUAGUACCAGUGCCAGUGGAUACGCAUCAGUGUUCGCUUUCUGGUCCGUGUCCGCAUCUGGAUCCGCCCCAAUCCCACGUGUCGUCUAUUAGUGCAGAUCUCUAUUGCCGCCUUGCAUUUGAUUGUCGCUGUCCAGUGCAAUGGGAUCAUUUAUGUAUCGCUUCUCUGCGUGCCGUCAUUCCGUAUUUCAGGAUGUGUCGACAUCUGUCU